Molecule: messenger RNA, 2823 nt
Organism: Penicillium canescens
Lineage: Eukaryota; Fungi; Ascomycota; Eurotiomycetes; Eurotiales; Aspergillaceae
Product: DEAD/DEAH box helicase
Exons: 4
Coding region: 1-2823 (940 amino acids)
Molecular function (GO): hydrolase activity, acting on acid anhydrides, in phosphorus-containing anhydrides; zinc ion binding; ATP binding
Source: RefSeq, a predicted model, not a curated record
AUGGUAAAGCGCAAGGUUGAUGUGAUUAACGAGGACGAAGGUCGCUCAAAUAAUGGGUAUGCUCGCAUAGCUAAAGCUCUUCGUCCUGCUGGACCCUCGAAUCCUGGUGGUUCCAGCACGGGUUCCAAUGAAGCCGCUGCAUCCUCGAACCUCGAUAAUACCAGCACAGGCCAGAGGUUCGGAGAAACGACAGACUUCCUUCCCUUGACGCAAGUUAGUGGUGAAGAUGAAGAUGAAGAGGCGGCCAAUGCCAUCCAGGGAACGCAAGGGGGUGACGAUUCCUCACUGGCGAGCACCGUGCUUUAUGGCGUUGUAUCUGGAAAAAUAGUGGGUGUGCGCUUCUACAGAGGCCAUGCCAACCCCAAAGAACGGGUCAUUCUCAAGCGGGAGCCUACCAAUCAAUAUGAUCGCAACGCCAUUCGCGUGGAUAAUGUCAUGGGUGCGCAGAUCGGCCACAUUCCGCGAGAAAUGGCUGCCAAACUGGCACCAUAUAUGGAUGCUCACGAUCUUGUUGUUGAAGGCGAGUUGACCGGACCGAUUGGACAUUUUACUUGUCCUGUGGCUCUCAAGCUGUUCGGAACUGCCGAGCCCGUCCAGCGUUCAGCUCUUAAGAAACGAAUGCAAGACGACAGGCUCCCUGUACAGCACAUCACCAAGGCGGAGCGUGAGGAAGCCAAGGCGAAGAAGGAAUUUGAGAAGCAGCUGAUGCAGGAGGCGAAGCAAGCUCGUGCAAUGGCUCUUGGCAAAGCGACAGCCGAAUGGCAGACCAAGGAGAAGUCCAAGUUUUCAAACCUCUCUACUCCACUGGGACUCGGUGAGGCGGAACAUGAGAGCUUGGAAAACCUCAUCAAUCAGAGCAGAACCUUCAAUCCGCGAGCUAUUGGCCAAGUUGUUGAAACAUUCGGACGGAAAGAAUCCGACUUAGCUAAUAUGCCCAUGGUGGAUACACCAGCUGGCCUCUCUACACAGCUGCUUCCAUAUCAGCGCCAGGGACUCGCCUGGAUGAUCAAGCAAGAGUCACCCAGUCUUCCAGCACAAGGAUCUGAGCGCAUUGUUCAAUUGUGGGAGCGAAACAACAAGGGCUUCGUCAAUGUCGCAACGAACUAUUCCAUGUCGACAGAGCCACCUCUCGCCAGUGGUGGUAUUCUGGCAGAUGAUAUGGGACUGGGAAAGACCAUCCAGGUCAUCUCAUUGAUCAUGGCGAAUGCCGCACCUCUGAAUGCAGGUUCCUCGAAGUCCACCUUGAUCAUUGCACCAGUCGGUGUCAUGAGCAACUGGAGAAAUCAGAUCCAAGACCAUGCCAAGCCCGAAAGCGCUCCGAGUGUGUUGAUAUACCACGGGUCUGGCAAGAAGGAGGCUUCCAAGCUGGCCAGCUACGACGUUGUGGUCACUAGCUACGGUGCACUGGCCAAGGAGUACAAACCGACUGCCAAGAAGCCUCCCACCGAGGGAAUCUUCUCGCUUCAAUGGCGCCGUGUCGUGCUGGAUGAAGGCCACAGUAUCCGCAAUCCCCGUUCACAGUCUUCUUUGGCGGCUUGUGGAUUGCGUGCCGACUCUCGCUGGUCCCUGACCGGUACUCCUAUCGUCAACACUCUCAAGGAUCUAUAUUCGCAGGUUCGCUUCCUGGGGCUUUCCGGUGGACUGGAAGAUAUGGGCAUAUUCAACGCUGUCUUGAGCCGACCCUUGACCCAAGGAGAUCCCGAGGCUCGAAUGCUUCUUGAGGCUCUCAUGGGGACGAUCUGCUUGCGUCGGAGAAAGGAUAUGGGUUUCAUCAACCUAAAGCUGCCAGAGAUGACAUCUCGCAUCAUUAGAAUCAAAUUCAAAGCUCACGAGCAGGAGAAAUACAGUGCAUUCCUAAACGAAGCCCAAGGCGCUUUGCUUGACUUCAAGGACAAGGACGGCAACACCAAGUACUCCCAUCUGUUGGAGGUUAUCCUGCGUCUCCGGCAGGUCUGCAAUCACUGGGCAUUGUGCAAGAACCGCAUCGACAAGCUUCUGAACACUCUGGAUGAGCAUAAGGUCGUUCCUCUGACACCAGAGAAUAUCAAUGCUCUGCAAGACAUGCUGCAGCUCCAAAUCGAAAGCCAAGAGCCGUGUCCAAUCUGCCUGGACAACCUCGAUCAGCCCGUCAUAACAGCCUGUGCCCAUUCCUACUGCCGUGGCUGCAUCGAGCAGGUCAUCGAGCGCCAGCACAAGUGUCCCCUGUGUCGCGCAGAAAUAAACGACAACACCACACUGGUCUCACCAGCCGCCGAGCUAGGCGAAGACACCGACACCGUCGAAGCUGACCCGGACAGCCCAAGUAGCAAGAUCGAGACCCUAGUCAAGAUCCUCACGGCCCAGGGCCAAGCACCAGGAACCAAAACCGUAGUAUUCAGCCAGUGGACCUCAUUCCUGAAUCUGAUUGAGCCACACCUCCAGCAGCACGGUAUAAAGUACGCCCGCGUAGACGGCAAGAUGCCCUCCGUGAAACGGGACAACAGCAUCAACGCCUUCACCCACGACCCCGAUUGUGUCGUCCUCCUGGCGAGUCUGAGUGUGUGCAGUGUCGGUCUCAACCUCGUUGCGGCGAAUCAGGUUAUCUUGUCUGACAGCUGGUGGGCACCGGCCAUCGAGGACCAGGCUGUGGAUCGUGUGUACCGGCUCGGGCAGAAGCGGGCAACGACGGUCUGGCGUCUUGUCAUGGAGGAUAGUAUUGAGGAGCGGGUGCUGGUGAUUCAGGAACGGAAGAGGAGUCUCAUGCUUGCUGCGUUCCGGGAGACGGCGAAGAAAGCUGAGGAUCGGGGUGCGCGUGUUGCUGAUCUCGAGUCGCUGCUGCAGUAG